AAUUUUGUCCUUUUUCUCCUUCCAACAAUAUAUAUUCCACCCUUGUAUUCACUACUGCCCCACGCUAGUACUGUGAGCUUGCAAGCUGGUGUUUUAACUUUGGCGUUGUGGUUGCCGGUUCAGAACAUGUCGCGCACUCACACGAUACAGUCGAGUAUCAAGUGAUCAUAAAUAUAUCAACAUUCAUCAUCUGGAUUAUACAAUUUGUUUCAUCAGUGAAUAAAAUCAUUUUUUUUUUUUUUUUUAAUUGCUAUUUAAAGACUAUUUUUAUUUAAUUAUCUUAUCAAAAUUUGUUUUUGAUUUUUUGGAUUGUUUUUUAUAAUUUCUUUUUAAAUUGGAGGGAAAUUUUUUUAGUGACAGCCAUUUUGGUAUAUGGUACAGAUUUAAAUGAUGAAUUGAGUACAAGGACUGUUAUGAAAUUUAUAUUGUGUGUUGGAAAUGGUCAUUAGAAAUGGAGUAGAGAUAUAAUGGUAUUAAUUUUUUUGAAAAUUUGUAUGUUUUUAAUAAAACACGUGACACAUUGGGCGAAAUGAGACGAGACAAUUUGAAUUUUUGUCACUUGAAUUGUAGGACGAUUAGUGUUUUUUUUCGUUGAUACUUUGAUAAAAGUGUUAUUAAAAACAUUGUUAUAUUUACUGAAAUAAAAAUAUUUUUUUUGUGAUUAUAUAGACGUCUAGGCUAAUGCCAAGACGUCGUACUUCCUGCUAAAAACUUCCGGGCGGGAGUUUUUUUUUUUCUGUUUGUUUUAUUUUUGUUUUGAAUUGUUAUUGUUUUUCUUUUUUUUUUUUUUUGCUUUUUAUUUUGUUUUACUAUUUAUUUAUUGUGAAACAUACUGACAGUUUCUUAAUAAGAGAGCGAAAGAAUUGAGAAAGAAUUUUUUUGAGUGGUGACAUAUUGGUUAUUUGUGACUGAAUAAAUAUAUUGUGAAAAUUUGUGAAUUGUUAUUUACAUUAUCAACAAGUUGUGAAGAUGAUGUAUUCACCUGACAAGAUGAUGAGCAGUAAGGGUCUUCAUGGUACACAAAUUUCGGGACCAGGGUGUUUUCCCUCUGGAAGAUAUUCACCACCAUCUUAUCGAAGUGGUCCUGAUAACAUGCCACCACCACCAAGAAGGUGCAUGCCAAAUCCCCAGAGUCGAAUAUUAGAAGAUGCAUCGAUCAUGUGCAAUUCUUGGUCACCAAGGCACAAUGGUGAUUUAUUUGGUGGUUUAAAUAGUGGUCUUCAAGAUGGUCUUUUAUCAAGAGCCGAAGCACUUGCAGCUGAUCUAGGAAAACAUAAUUCUGGCACACCAAUGCAAUUAAAACAUGAUCCAGUAUCUGUUUAUCAUCAUGGCUCACAUAUGUCAAAUCCACAUUCAAAUAAUCGACCUCAUCAUCAGGUACAAUCACACCUAUUUAUGAGCCAUCCGGGAAUGGAAAGUCUAGACAUGUUGGAUCCAGCAAAUUCAAUGACAACAUUAACACCAAUGUCAGAAGGUGGUGGUGGUGGAGGAGGAGGUGGUCCAGGUCAUCAUGGUGGUAUACAUGGACCAUCAGUGUACGGUGGAAUGAAUGGAAUGAUGGGUCAUCAUCAUCAUGGUAAUAUUGGUGGUAGCGUACCACAUCCACAUCAUCAUCCAGCAAUGGCAGCAGCAGCAGCCGCAGCAGCUGCUGCUGGUUUACAUCCUGAUGCUGAUACAGAUCCACGUGAACUUGAAGCAUUUGCUGAACGUUUUAAACAAAGACGUAUUAAACUUGGUGUUACACAAGCUGAUGUUGGUAAAGCAUUAGCUAAUCUUAAAUUACCUGGUGUUGGUGCAUUAUCACAAUCAACAAUAUGCCGUUUUGAAUCAUUAACAUUAUCACAUAAUAAUAUGAUUGCACUUAAACCAAUAUUACAAGCAUGGCUUGAAGAAGCUGAAGCACAAGCUAAAAAUAAAAGACGUGAUCCAGAUGCACCAUCAGUAUUACCAGCUGGUGAAAAAAAAAGAAAACGUACAAGUAUUGCUGCACCAGAAAAACGUUCAUUAGAAGCAUUUUUUGCUGUACAACCAAGACCAUCUGGUGAAAAAAUUGCAGCAAUUGCUGAAAAAUUGGAUUUAAAAAAAAAUGUUGUUAGAGUUUGGUUUUGUAAUCAACGACAAAAACAAAAACGUAUGAAAUUUGCUGCUCAACAUUGACCAGAGGGUGGCUUGUGACAACAAAAUUGACUGUAUCCACCGCCACCACCACAAAACUCAAACAACCUUGAACCAAAACCUGAGCCACUUGGGGAAUAUCAAGGCUGGCCCUGAACACUUUGAACCAUCAACUUUUAAAUUAUAAAAAACAAAUAAAUAAAUAAAUAAUUUAUAAAAGAAACAAAGUUUAAUGAAAAAAAAAAACAACAAAAAUCAGGAAUAUUGAGAAAUAAAAAGUUCAAUUCAAUUAUGAAUUAAAUUUUUUUGCGGUUGGUGCGACGAAUUGGAUGUCACAGCCUCCAAGAGUAAAUAAAAUAUAUUACUCAAAAUUAAAAAAAAAUAAAUAAUUAAUUUAAACCUAAUCAGUGCCCCCAAAUUGAUAAAAAAAAAAAAAAAAAAUAUUAUAUAAAUAAAAUCUAGUUAUUUUGAAAAUUAAAUUAUAAAUGAAGAAAAAAAAAAAAUAAAUAUUAAAUUCAAUAAGAAAAAAAAGAAUAAUAUUAUAACUUGGUUAUUUUUUUUUUUUUCUUUUUGUUAGCUACUAAAAAAUAGCUAACAUAAAAGUUAUAUAUACAGUCUGAUCGAUCAGACAUAUAACCCACUUGGAAAAUGGUCUAUACCCUGGCACAAGACUCUGUAAACCGGAAGUCACGGAUGGACAGUAUUACCAGUCUACCUAAGACAGUAUAUAAAAUAUAAUAAAAAAAAGAAAAAAAAAGUAAAAUAAAAAACAUGAAAGAGAGUAAAACAUAAUAUACGCGCAUUGCGGUUCCCACGCUCUGCGUCUUUUACUGGGGUAGUUUAAUACCUUUCAAAUAUACAGACAAAAGUUUAUAUAUACAUAUGUAUAUAUAAGCAAUGUGUGGACACGUGUAUAUAAAAGAACCAAGUCAUACAAGGUGAAAUAAAUAUAAAAAUAAAAAAUAAAAUACGUUGAAUUAAAGUGUCAACUUAAAAGUUGAUUAAAAAUUUAAUAAAAUAAUAAUAUAUUUGCUUGAUAAAAAAAAUAAUAAAGUACAAUUCAAUGAAAUUUUUGAAAAUAUGUACAAUUAAAGUAACUAAUGGAGGAAAAUAUUAAAUUUUAAAUUUUAAUUAUUAAUUAUAAUAUAAUUGAUUAUAAUAAAGAAAAAUUAAAUUAAAUUAAAUUAAAUUAAAUAUACCUAUCAUGUAUUUGUUAUUAGAGUCAAUGUGCGAUUAAUUCGUGCAUAAAGUGAUAUUAAUCCUAAUGAAACGAGAAAAAAAAUUAAAUUAACAAAAAAAAUAGAGGAUAAACAUUUGAAAAAUAUUGUGGAAUGUUAUGAUAAAAUGGCAAAUGAAAAUUAAAUUGCAAUUUUGGUGAUUAAAAUAGUGAAGAAAGUGUUGAAUAGUGAUGUUGGACAAUCAGUGAAAAGACUGUAUUAUAUAUCAUAUCAAAGCAAUACCAUUUAGAUAGAUAAUAGAUUUAAAAAAAAAAAAAAAA
This is a messenger RNA of Aphidius gifuensis, 3613 nucleotides long. RefSeq names its product inhibitory POU protein (gene acj6). NCBI's taxonomy places the organism in Eukaryota, Metazoa, Arthropoda, Insecta, Hymenoptera, Braconidae. The coding region runs from base 970 to 2157 and encodes 395 amino acids. Gene Ontology annotation, molecular function: RNA polymerase II cis-regulatory region sequence-specific DNA binding; DNA-binding transcription factor activity, RNA polymerase II-specific. Gene Ontology annotation, biological process: regulation of transcription by RNA polymerase II. The transcript has 4 exons. The record is from RefSeq and is a predicted model, not a curated record.